Molecule: messenger RNA, 1911 nt
Organism: Drosophila sulfurigaster albostrigata
Lineage: Eukaryota; Metazoa; Arthropoda; Insecta; Diptera; Drosophilidae
Gene: Hexo2
Product: chitooligosaccharidolytic beta-N-acetylglucosaminidase
Exons: 4
Coding region: 7-1845 (612 amino acids)
Biological process (GO): carbohydrate metabolic process; glycosaminoglycan metabolic process; ganglioside catabolic process
Cellular component (GO): membrane
Molecular function (GO): beta-N-acetylhexosaminidase activity
Source: RefSeq, a predicted model, not a curated record
UGUUGCAUGCAGCUUAACCGUUAUCUGGCGAUUUGCCUUUGCGCAGCAGUCGCAUUCGCUGUCGCCGACGACAGCAGCAGCAGCAGCAGCAGUGAGAGCAACAAGGACGGCAACAGUAAAUGGUAUUGCGAUGCAACCGAUCUCUGUUUGCCCGAGGAGGAGGUGCUCACCAGUGCGGUGCGUGCUCAAAAACAGUUUGAAAGUCAGCGCGAUUGUCGGCUGUCGUGUGGCAAAUACGGUUCCAUUUGGCCAAUGCCCACGGGCAAUUGCAGCUUGUCGCACGAUCGCGUGCACUUUGAUCCGUGGAAGGUGCGCUUCAAUGUGGUGGCACCCAGUCCGGUGACCACACAAUUUCUGCGUGAAACGAAUCGUUUGUUUGUGAGCAAUCUCCUCAAGGAAUGCACACGCAACUGCACCUUCAGCGGCAGCAAAGAGGUGCUCGUCAAGGCCACAGUGACCGACAGCAGUCUGAUCCUCGACUGGACCACCGAUGAGAGCUACAUGAUGGUGGUGCGCACCACCGACACCGCCAGCUUUGUGGACAUCAAAGCACCCACGGUGUAUGGAGCUCGUCACGCCUUCGAAACGCUCAGCAAUCUGGUCACCGGCAGCUUGGGUAAUGGACUCCUGUUGGUGAGUGGUGCACGCAUCAGUGAUGCACCCGCCUAUCCACAUCGCGGUCUCCUGCUGGACUCGGCUCGAAACUUUGUGCCGUUGCGGUAUAUACGCAGCACUCUCGAUGCGAUGGCGGCCUCCAAGUUGAAUGUGCUGCACUGGCAUGUGGUGGACACGCACAGUUUCCCGCUGGAGAUCACACGUGUGCCCGAGAUGCAACGCUAUGGCGCCUACUCCACGGCGCAAACGUAUUCCCGGGCGGAUGCCGUUAAUCUGGUGAAAUACGCCCGAUUGCGUGGCAUACGGAUUCUGGUCGAGAUCGAUGGACCCUCGCAUGCGGGCAAUGGCUGGCAAUGGGGUCCAGCGGCGGGUCUGGGCAACAUGUCCGUCUGCCUCAAUCAGUCGCCGUGGCGCAACUUUUGCGUGCAGCCGCCUUGUGGCCAGUUGAAUCCACUCAACGAUCACAUGUACGCCGUGCUCAAGGAGAUACUCGAGGAUGUCGCCGAGUUGGGCGCGCCCGAGGAGACCAUCCACAUGGGCGGCGAUGAGGUGUAUUUGCAGUGCUGGAAUCGCACCGAGGAGAUCACCAAUGAGAUGCGCACGCUGGGCUACGAUCUCAGUGAGGCGAGCUUCUUGCGUUUGUGGUCGCGUUUCCAUCAGCGCAACGUCGAGGCCUGGGACAAUAUCAAUCGUCACAUGUAUCCAAAGAUCAGUGAUCCCAAGCCGGUGAUCCUUUGGUCCAGUCGCCUCACCGAUCCCCAGCACAUUGAGCAACUGCUGCCCAAGGAGCGUUUCAUCAUCCAGACGUGGGUGGGGGCGCAGGAUUCGUUGAAUCGUGAUCUCCUGCAUCGCGGCUAUCGACUGUUGAUCUCCACAAAGGAUGCGUGGUAUUUGGAUCAUGGCUUCUGGGGCAACACCAAGUACUACAACUGGCGCAAGGUGUACGACAAUCCAUUGCCCUUGGCCAGCUUAAGUGGUCCUCAGGGGCGUCAAGUGCUCGGGGGCGAGGUGUGCAUGUGGAGCGAAUACGUGGAUCAGAAUUCGCUAGAGCCUCGCAUUUGGCCCAGAGCUGGCGCCGCUGCGGAGCGUCUGUGGUCCAAUCCCAAGUCGGCGGCAUAUUUGGCCCAGCGUCGCUUCUAUCGCUAUCGCGAACGUUUAAUUGCACGUGGCAUUCAUCCGGAUGCGGUGAUACCGCAUUGGUGUGUGCUCCAUGAGGGUCAAUGUCUCUAAGGAAAUUGUAUUCUUAUACGUUUUUUUUUUUGUUUUGUAAUAAAUUUAAGCACCUUUGAACUGAAA